This is a messenger RNA of Neltuma alba, 1836 nucleotides long. Its product is annotated as serine carboxypeptidase-like 51. Gene Ontology annotation, biological process: proteolysis. Bases 179 to 1555 code for a protein of 458 amino acids. The record is from RefSeq and is a predicted model, not a curated record. The transcript is spliced from 13 exons. Lineage: Eukaryota; Viridiplantae; Streptophyta; Magnoliopsida; Fabales; Fabaceae. Gene Ontology annotation, molecular function: serine-type carboxypeptidase activity.
ACUCUUAUAAUGUUUUCAUCUUUUUUGUUGUAUGCAUUUCGCAAACUGCCAACACAUGGCUCCAUACUUUUUUUUCUCGGCCAAUGAUGCACGCUCCAUACUUGACUCCUUUUAAUCCUCUAUCUCCUUUGUUGCCCUUCAUUUCACUGAUUCUCUGUUAUUGCCUCCCUUUCUUCAAAUGGAAAAGCUCUGUCUUCUUCUUGUCACUCUGCUGUGUCUUCCUCUGCUAUCUCACGGAGGACCAGCGAUAGCCUUGAAAACUCAAGAUGGAUCAGAGGAAUGGGGAUACGUACAAGUCAGACCCAAAGCCCACAUGUUCUGGUGGCUUUACAGAAGUCCCUAUAGAGUUGAAGAUCCCUCCAAGCCCUGGCCAAUCAUCCUUUGGUUGCAGGGGGGACCUGGUGCUUCAGGAGUUGGUAUUGGAAAUUUCGAGGAGGUUGGACCAUUGGACACCAAUUUGAACCCUCGGAAUUCCACUUGGUUGAGAAAAGCAGAUCUCCUGUUUGUGGACAAUCCAGUUGGAACGGGAUAUAGUUACGUGGAGGAUCAAAAGUUGUUUGUGAAAACAGAUCACGAAGCAGCCACUGACUUGACUACGUUGUUGGUUGAGAUAUUCAGUAAGAAUGAAAGCCUUCAACGCAGUCCUCUGUACAUCGUAGCAGAGUCUUAUGGUGGGAAAUUUGCUGCCACUCUUGCAUUAUCCGCUCUCAAGGCUAUUGAAGCCAAGACAUUGAAGCUUAUUCUUGGAGGGGUGGCAUUAGGGGACAGUUGGAUCUCCCCUGAAGAUUUUGUGUUCUCAUGGGGUCCUCUUCUAAAAGAUGUCUCUCGCCUUGACGACAACGGCAUGCAAAAAUCAGAUGGUAUAGCUCAGAAGAUCAAGCAGCAACUAGAGGAUGGCAAAUUCGUCGAUGCAACCAACUCGUGGAGUGAACUUGAGUCCGUCAUCAGCUCUAGCAGCAACAAUGUGGAUUUUUAUAAUUUUCUCUUGGAUUCGGGAAGUGAUUCAGCAACAUUAUCAGUAAUGAAGUUGGGACUAUCGAGAGAAAUAGCAAUGAGGCAAUACUCCAAAUAUCUUACCUUAAGGAGGGCAUCUCCAGGUGGGGGUGCUGAUCUUGACACCUUACUAAAUGGUGUCAUCAAGAAGAAGUUGAAGAUAAUUCCCGAAAAUGUCACAUGGGGAGGGCAAUCUGGCGAUGUUUUCACAUACCUGGAAAGCGAUUUUAUGAAGCCAAGAAUUAAUGAGGUAGAUGAGCUGCUAGCCAAGGGAGUCAAUGUGACCGUGUACAACGGACAAGUUGACCUCAUUUGUGCCACUAAAGGGACUGAAGCGUGGAUCAGGAAACUCAAGUGGGAAGGGCUUCAAAGUUUCCUGAACAAAGACAGAACACCCCUUUACUGCAGAAAUAACGGAAGCACCACCAAAGGCUUUGUCAAGUCAUACAAAAACUUGUCCUUUUAUUGGAUCCUUGGUGCUGGCCAUUUUGUACCCACUGAUCAACCCUGUGUGGCAUUGAAUAUGGUGGGCUCUAUUACAAACUCACCACAAAGUGAAUAAUGUAAAACAGGAAAGCUCACGACAAAGAAAAAGGAGAUUCAACAAGCAAACAAAAGCAAUACCAAGCACACAGCAAGAUUUGAAAUAACCCAACCCAUGGGAGGAAAAUUUCUUGUGUAUUUUUAAUUCCCACUCUUUUCUCCUUCUUCUCUGUAUUUUAAAUGAUAGAAAGCUAAAUGCAGCAUUCUGGGAGAUAAAUUCUGCAGUUAAUAAUUGUGUGGCAUUUAGUUGAAAAUCCUUGGUGGCAGCAGUAAAAGUAGACGUUGAUAGAUCGGUCCAAA